CUCCUCCCCUCUGCUCCCUCCCGCAGCACGGGGUGAUUGUGGCAGAUGAGGAGGAAUAUUUCAUCGAGCCCCUGAGCCCCGGGGCCAACGUCAGCGUGGGCAGCGAGGCCAAGGGCAGCCCCCACGUCGUGUACAAGCGCUCGUCUCUGCAGUACCCUCACAUGGAUGCAGCCUGCGGGGUGAUGGACGAGAAGCCCUGGAAGGGGCGGCACUGGUGGCUCAGGACCCUCAAACCAUCCCCUCUGAAGCCCUCGGGCAACCACAGCCAGCGGGGCCAGCUGCCCCUCAAGAGGUCGGUGAGCACCGAGCGCUACGUGGAGACGCUGGUGGUGGCCGACAAGAUGAUGGUGGGCUACCACGGCCGCAGGGACAUCGAGCAGUACAUCCUGGCCAUCAUGAAUAUUGUUGCCAAACUUUUCCAGGACUCGAGUCUGGGCAAUAUUGUCAAUAUCCUGGUGACCCGGCUGAUCCUGCUCACCGAGGAUCAGCCCACGCUGGAGAUCAACCACCACGCCGGGAAAUCGCUGGACAGUUUCUGCAAGUGGCAGAAAUCCAUCGUCAACAGGAACGGCAACGGCAACGCCAUCCCCGACAACGGCAUCGCCAACCAUGACACGGCCGUGCUGAUCACCAGGUGA
Molecule: messenger RNA, 638 nt
Organism: Malurus melanocephalus (red-backed fairy wren)
Lineage: Eukaryota; Metazoa; Chordata; Aves; Passeriformes; Maluridae
Product: A disintegrin and metalloproteinase with thrombospondin motifs 10-like
Exons: 4
Biological process (GO): proteolysis
Molecular function (GO): metalloendopeptidase activity
Source: RefSeq, a predicted model, not a curated record